AUGAAGAUGAAAAGAUCAAGUUCAGUGUCUAGUGAUGAAGAUAACUAUGAGACGAAGAUGAAUAAAAUUUCUGUUGAAGAAUUAAAGCACAAGUGCAACAUUUGUGGCAAAGCAUAUAGCAACGGAAAAGCAUUGGGUGGUCACCGAAGAUCUCAUUUUAUUAAGAAGAAAACUAAUCAUCAUUCUCAAAAGGUGAAAACUCCUCUCUCAAUUCAAGUUAGUAAUAAUUUCUGUGACGAGAAAAAGAAAUUUAGUUGUUAUAUUUGCGAUAGGAAGUUUUGGACAAACAAUGCUUUGUAUGGUCAUAUGAGAUCUCAUCCCGAUAGGGUUUUUAAAGGAGUUAGUCCUCCUUCUUCGAAUAAUUCUAAUUCGUCGACUCGACAAAACAAAGAAGAUGAGGAUGAUGAAGGUGAUGAUGAUUGUUCUUUGCCGAGAUGGCAAAAGAGAGAUAAAAGAGGUAGAAAAUGUAUUGGCAGUGCCGAGGCGGCUGCCAAUCUUCUGCUUCUUCGAUCUGAUAAGUGCUAUUCUAUUUUAUCUAGUGAUGAGUUAAAAACUCCUGAAUUUUUUAUUUCUCGUCGUAAAGAAGAUUUUCAUAUGUCUAGUGAUGAGUUAAAAACUCCUAAAUUCUCCGUUGAUCAGCAUGGGAUGAAGAUGAAAAAGAUUAAAAUCUUUAUAGGAUCUUCAUCGAUGAUUGGAAACAAAAGUAUUGAGAAUGAUAAUGAGAUUGAUGAAGCCGGCGAUCUGAAGUUAAAGAAAGGUAAAAGUUUAUCUCAAUCUAAUGUUGAAGAGAAAGAAAUUAACCCUCAUGAAGAACAACAUAUAUUGGAUUUUGAUUUGAAUGAGCCUUAUGUUAUGGAGGAGGAAUAA
Molecule: messenger RNA, 867 nt
Organism: Lathyrus sativus (Indian pea)
Lineage: Eukaryota; Viridiplantae; Streptophyta; Magnoliopsida; Fabales; Fabaceae
Source: the annotation of a GenBank genome assembly